Molecule: messenger RNA, 954 nt
Organism: Xenia sp. Carnegie-2017
Lineage: Eukaryota; Metazoa; Cnidaria; Anthozoa; Malacalcyonacea; Xeniidae
Product: signal peptide, CUB and EGF-like domain-containing protein 2
Exons: 4
Coding region: 196-954 (252 amino acids)
Source: RefSeq, a predicted model, not a curated record
CGGGGGAGAGGUCAAUGAUGUCAAUUGUCUAAUACGUUGUUAUUAUUUCAAGUUCAUAACAAAGUCAUGUGCGCUUUCUUUUUUUCUGGUGGAACUUUCGCAAUAGAAAUAUCCUUAUGGCACGAGCAAGAAAGUGUUAAUGUAGCACAUUUAUGUAAGAAUUGAAGCGUGAAAGGGUGAAAAGCGGAUGUUUUUAUGUCUCAUCGACUGUAUCUACUGCUGUUAUGUUUUGUCUUCGCCUGUCACAAUGAAGGCGUGAAACUAGAAUGUGAAGAAUGUCCUAAAGGAACCUUCGCAAACGAAUCGUUGCCGUCAUGCCAGUCGUGUAACAAAACUGGCUUUUGUGUUGGUUUUGGAAACUGUACCAAAUGUCCAGCAGGAAGCUAUCAAGAUAAGGCAGGGCAAUCAUCUUGUCUGCCAUGCUCACCUGGUUACAUCAAUGGGAAUUCUGGAGGUAUUAAUUGCACAGCUUGUCCACCAGGCCAGUAUCAGCCUAAAGAAGGAGGGAAAACCUGUUUAAAAUGUCAACCAGGUCAAUAUCAACCUAAAGAAGGAGGUAUUAACUGCACAGGCUGUCAACCAGGCCAAUAUCAGCCUAAAAUGGGAAGGAAAACCUGUUUAAAAUGUCAACCAGGUCAAUAUCAACCUAAAGAAGGAGGUAUUAACUGCACAGUUUGUCAACCAGGCCAAUAUCAGCCUAAAAUGGGAGGGAAAACCUGUUUAAAUUGUCAACCAGGUGAAUAUCAAUCUAAAGAAGGAGGUAUCAACUGCACUGCUUGUCAACCAGGUAAAUAUCAACCUAAAGAAGCUGGAAAAACCUGUUUGAACUGUCAACCAGGUCAAUAUCAAUCUAAAGAAGGAGGGAAAACCUGUUUGAACUGUCAACCAGGUCGAUAUCAACCUAAAGAAGGGGAAAACCUGUUUAAAUUGUCAACCAGGUCAAUAUCAACCUAA